Molecule: messenger RNA, 390 nt
Organism: Drosophila nasuta
Lineage: Eukaryota; Metazoa; Arthropoda; Insecta; Diptera; Drosophilidae
Exons: 1
Coding region: 1-390 (129 amino acids)
Source: RefSeq, a predicted model, not a curated record
AUGCCGACCGUGGCCGUCACAGUUGGGAAGAAGCAGCGCAACGUCGUGUCCGCCCCUUUACUGGCGACGAUGCUGAGGGCGCAUGACCCGGCGGAGAUAUGGCUUGAGAAGGUCUCGACCAGACCGGGAGAGGUGCCGUGGGUGCCUUUGCGUUCGGUCGUGGUGUUGGCGUCAUCGAGGGCGUGGCCGCUGCUCUUGGCAAGCCUCUCCACCGUGACGCCAGCCGUCUGGAAGAAGGCGACCGGAUGCCCUGCCGAUAAGGGCGGAGCGCGUGCCAGGGCGAUGCAGCUCUUCCCGACAGCAGCCGACCAGUUCAAGCGCGUGAAGGAUGACGGACGAGCAGAGGCGGCUCUGAUCGGGGUUUAUGCAGUAACAAGGAACCAGAAAUGA